AUGGUAACCGCUGAACAAUUAAAAAGAUUAAACGAUAGCAAUAAAAAGACAAAUGAAUUAAAAUCAAUUACAAAGUCAAAAACAAUUGAACCAUAUUCAAUUGAAUGGUUAAUUCAAGAAGAGCAACAACAUUGUGAAUCAAAUAAUAAUGACUUUAAUAUUACAGAAAUUGGAUUAAGAAAUGAAAGAUUAGAAUUAUUAUUUCCAAUGGUUUAUCCUAAUGAAAAUGAGGAUGACACAAGUGAUUCUAAUGUAAAGAAUUAUACUACUAGAAAUCACAAAAUUGAUAAUGAUAAUUUUAAUGAUACUUCCUCAAUUGAUUUUCCAACAACAAGAUUAAAACCACAUGAAAUAACAAAUGAUUUAGAAAUUGAAUUAUUAGAAAGUUCAAUGUUUAAUAAACCAUUUGAAAGAUCAAAACAACAAUUAGAAAUAGAUUCUUUUUCAUUAGGUAAUAUAAGUUCAGAUUUUAGUAGGAGUAAAUCAAGUAAAGAAGGAAAUAAAUUAAAUUCAAUAACUGGUGAAGAAAGUAUAAGAUCAUCUGGUCAUUCAGUUUAUGUUAGUAAUAAUCUUAGUAAUCCAUCACAUAGAAUAUUACAAUUAUCACCUGAAAAAAAUAGACAACCUAAUGUUUUUAAAGAUGACAAUUCAAUAAAUCACGUACAUUCAAAUAUUAAUAAUGAAUUUAAUAAUGAUUCAAAUCCAAAUAGUUAUGAUGAAUAUUUAAGACCAAAACCAUUAAAGAGAUUCAGAUCUGUAUCUCUGUGUGAUCUAGUGUUUCCAAAUCUCAAUCUCAAAAGACAAGCAAGAUGA
Lodderomyces pseudojiufengensis is the source of this 813-nucleotide messenger RNA. RefSeq lists its product as uncharacterized. The coding region runs from base 1 to 813 and encodes 270 amino acids. The record is from RefSeq and is a predicted model, not a curated record. NCBI's taxonomy places the organism in Eukaryota, Fungi, Ascomycota, Pichiomycetes, Serinales, Debaryomycetaceae. The transcript has a single exon.